AUGGCGUUUCACCCCAGGGACGCCUUUAUUUUGCACCAGGAGCAAAUACAGAGGCAGAAUGAGGGUGACGAGGUGGACACCUCGGCGGAGCAGAAGGUGCAGAUAGAGCUGCAGCGACUCACAGACGCGGAGUCCGCGGUGACGAUUGCCUUCUCUCACGAGGACCACACCUUGGGAAACCCGCUGCGGCACGUGCUCAUGCAAAACAGUGAGGUGACAAGCGCCGGCUACUCCAUUCCCCACCCACUGGAGGCGAAAAUGCUUCUUCACGUUCAGUCCACGGAUUACGCUGUGGAGGCGGUCGCGGAGGGGCUUGAACGCCUGGCCGACAUAUGUACUCAGACGCUGCAAAGCUUUGAGGCUUGCAUGCAUGGGAUAAGGCGCGAAAGAGCAAAGGAAGAGUAUUAA
Molecule: messenger RNA, 408 nt
Organism: Trypanosoma conorhini
Lineage: Eukaryota; Euglenozoa; Kinetoplastea; Trypanosomatida; Trypanosomatidae
Product: DNA-directed RNA polymerase I/III subunit
Exons: 1
Coding region: 1-408 (135 amino acids)
Biological process (GO): DNA-templated transcription
Cellular component (GO): RNA polymerase I complex; RNA polymerase III complex
Molecular function (GO): DNA binding; protein dimerization activity; DNA-directed RNA polymerase activity
Source: RefSeq, a predicted model, not a curated record